Gymnogyps californianus (California condor) is the source of this 2559-nucleotide messenger RNA. RefSeq names its product glycoprotein M6B (gene GPM6B). Gene Ontology annotation, cellular component: plasma membrane; myelin sheath. Lineage: Eukaryota; Metazoa; Chordata; Aves; Accipitriformes; Cathartidae. The coding region runs from base 1 to 918 and encodes 305 amino acids. Gene Ontology annotation, biological process: axon development; central nervous system myelination. The record is from RefSeq and is a predicted model, not a curated record. Gene Ontology annotation, molecular function: structural constituent of myelin sheath. The transcript has 8 exons.
AUGAAGCCAGCCAUGGAAACUGCAGCGGAGGAAAAUGCAGAACAAAGCCAAGAGAAAAAAGUGAUCACCAGACCAGAAAUGGAAAUUGGCAGGUACCACUGGAUGUACAGGAGUUCAAGGCCACACCGGUACCAUCAUGUGCCAGCAUUGAGAGGCAAUAUUAGUCCUUUGGGGAUUCAAGGUUGCUUUGAAUGUUGCAUUAAGUGCCUAGGAGGAGUGCCAUAUGCUUCGCUCGUGGCAACCAUUCUCUGCUUCUCGGGGGUAGCGUUGUUUUGUGGCUGUGGCCACGUGGCGCUCACAGGAACCGUGUCUAUCCUUGAGCAGCACUUCUCCACGACUGCCAGCGACCAUGCUUUGCUGAGUGAAGUAAUACAGCUAAUGCAGUAUGUAAUUUAUGGUAUUGCAUCAUUUUUCUUCUUAUAUGGAAUAAUCCUUUUGGCAGAAGGUUUUUAUACAACAAGUGCUGUGAAGGAGCUGCAUGGAGAGUUCAAAACGACAGCCUGUGGCCGCUGCAUCAGUGGAAUGUUUGUUUUCCUCACCUAUGUGCUUGGAGUGGCCUGGCUUGGGGUCUUUGGCUUCUCUGCUGUGCCUGUCUUUAUGUUCUAUAACAUAUGGUCAACUUGCGAAGUCAUCAAAUCUCUUCAGACAAAUGUGACAGUUCCAGGGGACCAGAUCUGCGUGGAUAUCAGGCAAUACGGUAUUAUCCCUUGGAAUGCUGUACCUGGCAAAGCCUGUGGCCCGAUUUUAGAGAACAUCUGCAACACGAAUGAGUUCUACAUGUCUUAUCACCUGUUCAUUGUGGCUUGUGCUGGAGCUGGUGCCACUGUCAUAGCAUUGCUGAUCUACAUGAUGGCUACUACAUAUAACUAUGCUGUUUUGAAGUUUAAGAGUCGGGAAGAUUGCUGCACUAAAUUCUAAAUUGUAUAAGCCCAGUAAAGAGCUGCAUUGCGUAGCUUGAAAUACCACUGACACCCUAGGCUAAAAGUCUAGCUUUCUGAAUUUUGUUACAGUAAUUGUAAAUAGCUUCAGUAAGCAUCAUUAGCUUAUCAGAUUAAUAAAAUGACUUCUUGUAUAUGAACUAUGAUGUGGAUGAGAUCUGGCUAUUUUUUCAUGUCGAGAGGAUUCAGUUACUGUAGGGGUGUUUAUAAAGCAUCCUUCUGAAGAUGGGAUGUUUCCACUUCAAGUCUCCAUUUCCUUUCUAACAGUCAUCUCUCAAACAAAUACUGGAACAGUUCAGGGUCAGAAUUAUUAAUUUAUUCUUCAUCCUGAACACCAAAUACAACCCCCCGAGCAUACAAAAUAUGUAUGAUACAAAAGAAAAGGAAUAGUACAGUAGUGCCAGUCUCUUUCGGCAGAAAUCAGAAGCCCGGGUAUUAUGAAUUAGUUGGCUUGUAUUUCCAGUGCACGGAUUAUAAAGUUGAUUAUUUUCUUUUACUUCAUUUUUAAGUAAUUGCCAAAUCACGCUCUCUCUGGAAGGAAAUACAUCCUUGUAUUAGCUCUGCGUAAAACAAUCGCAUUCUUUCUUUCGGACCCUGAACUAGUAAGAAACAGCUGCAUCAAUAGCUUCUGUUCUUGUAUGGCUUGCACUUCAGUAACUGAUUUCUCAGUAGCCAGAUCUCAAAACUGUAAGUACGACUGCACGGGAAGCAAAACCAUGCAUAGAUCAUAGAGACCUUUUUACACUGUUGGGUUUAAAAAAAAGGAGAAGUGAAUCAGUGUUUUCAGAUGUAGAUUUUUUGCAUGAAGUAUGGUGAAAAGAAGUUGGGAAGAGAUGAAUGCACAAACUAGAAAAAAAUCCAUGCAACAAUAAUAAUAAUAAUAAUAAAAAAAAAAGAACCAGUUGCUAUAUAUGAUACAAAACUCUUCACCUGAGGUUGGACAAUGGAAGUUUAAAAUGUAGUUACAAAAAUAUACAAUUAAGACUUCUUAACCCAGAGAUUGCAUGCUUUUGCUUAGUUUUGGACUCAUGUUUUGUUGUCUAAUUUUUCAAUAUGUUAAUGUAGCCUUGUUCAUGUCAAUAAAACUGUUUACAGUUUCAGGCUUUUUCCAGGGGGAGGGUGGAGUUCUCAUCUGCGUGUUGGGGGAAAAGACUUGCCAGGAUCUGGGCUUGGAUAUGCAUAAACACCACAACCUUAGAAAGCAGUUCUUCUGAGCACCUCGUAGUUUACAGAUUACAUAUAUUGCCACGUACCAAACUUUUUUCCUGCUUCCCCCCAUUCUGCAUUUUAAUUGACCCGUACAACUCUGUAGCUCAUUUUAUUACUGUUAUACUAACUUUCUCUAAAUUGUGAAUAACCAACUGAAAUAUUAGCAUGCCAAAUUCUAGAGAUCUUUGAAAAUAGCCUCUGUGCUUGUUUUAAUAACAGAAUGCUUAUUAACGUAGAAUAACUUUUUGUUUUGGUCGUUAUUUUAAAGAGCGUCUAUUAAUCUAACUAGCAGCUUGCUUUGCCUUUUGACAUGCUCACUAGCCAUCAUGCUCACCCUUCUCUUCCAGAUCCACUUCCUCAUGAUACUGUCUUCUAACUGGGCCUACUUAAAGGAUGCAAGCAAAAUGCAGGC